AUGAAUCAGAUUAGAAGUACCUACACUAACCAAUUUUACUAUAGAUUAAUCAAUCGUUUUGUAGCCAGAAUCUCAGAAGCCUACCAAUUCAUGUUAGCCAAAAGGUAAAUAGCCAGAUCCUAACAUUCUAAAUUUCUAUUAUCCAUUAAUCAUUGUCAAACAAAAAAAUUUGACAGCAAAUAACUACUUCUGACUUCAUUAAUUUAAGCAGUCUAUUAAGAAUGCCGACUAUAAAUAGAUUUAAUAUUAAAUAAGCAACAGAAUGCUUAAAACUAAAGAAUACACAGUCAAGAAAGCAACCAUUAAGGAGAAUAAUUCCAGAAUCAAUUUUAUUCAUUAGAAGUUACAAAUAAAAAAUAUAUCCAAAAUGAAUGGUAAAUUAAUAUCAAAGAUAAUAAAAAGUUGAACUAUUUUUAUACUAAAAUCUUUCCAAAAUAAUAUGAGGUCCUCGAAUCAGCAGACAAGUAUUCAUUACAAUAUCUCUAUAGGAUUUAGGAAGAAUAGAUCCUAUAUUUUUAAAGCAGACAAUAAAAUAAGGACAGGAUCUUCAAGCAACUUCUUUCAUAAAACUAGCAUAUUUAACAAUCUCUCAAUUGGGCUCAAGAUAUUGAUUUACUGAGUUACAAUCGAAAAAUAGAAACUAAAUUAAAAAAAUUAAAGCUUAUCUAAUUAACUACAAACCAAUAAUUAUUGAAUUAAUCAUCUUCUGUAAGGGCUUCUUAGCUAUCAAAUAAAUCUAUCAAUUAAAAUAGUCCUGCCAGUCCUUUCAAAAGUAUUAAUAAUUAAACAAAGAUGCCUUAAAUCAUUCUCAAAUAGAGAAGCAUUUCUUAAAAUAUUCCAUAGAGUGAAUUCAGAUUUAAAAAUUCUAUAAUUCUAUCAAAUAAUCAAAGGGAAGGUCUUUAAUAAUGCACAAAUUAAAAUUAAAAAUAAAUUUACAAUGGGUAAGAUAAGGAGGUAUUGUUUGCUAAACUCAUUGAAAAAGUUGAAUUAGGACCAAAAAAAUAGAUAUGCUCAGUUCUUAAAAGUAAGCAAUUAAUUGAUUUGAUCCCAACACAUAGUUCUAAAUUAAAACCAAGAGUACCAACAAACCUUGUGUAAUAAAUACAUUCUAUUGCUAAUUGA
This is a messenger RNA of Paramecium tetraurelia, 1122 nucleotides long. RefSeq lists its product as uncharacterized. The transcript is spliced from 3 exons. The record is from RefSeq and is a predicted model, not a curated record. NCBI's taxonomy places the organism in Eukaryota, Ciliophora, Oligohymenophorea, Peniculida, Parameciidae.